AUGGACGGCGGCCGCCCGCGAAUCGAUAAGGGAGACGUUAGUAAAUUCUGGGCCCAUGAUCAAGUGUACCUGAUCGAUGGCAGGGGCCUUGUUGGUCCAUACAAGAUUCUUGCUGUCGUUCGGACAAAAGUCUACACUCUCUGUACGCUGCAAGGACAGCCCGUCGGGAACGACGCAGAAUACGCUGAGAGCCAACUUCAGGCAGCAUGA
Molecule: messenger RNA, 210 nt
Organism: Hypoxylon trugodes
Lineage: Eukaryota; Fungi; Ascomycota; Sordariomycetes; Xylariales; Hypoxylaceae
Exons: 2
Coding region: 1-210 (69 amino acids)
Source: RefSeq, a predicted model, not a curated record